Amphiprion ocellaris (clown anemonefish) is the source of this 5483-nucleotide messenger RNA. RefSeq names its product transmembrane protein 41A-B-like. NCBI's taxonomy places the organism in Eukaryota, Metazoa, Chordata, Actinopteri, Pomacentridae. The record is from RefSeq and is a predicted model, not a curated record. The transcript is spliced from 5 exons. The coding region runs from base 248 to 1075 and encodes 275 amino acids.
GUGUCGCAGUUGCACAACCGUCAGCAGCGUCUUUUUCUCCAGUCUGAAGAGAAGUUGUUGGUCGCCCGUUGCCAUGUGAUCCUGGAACCGGACCAGCCGGAAUGUCAGCCGUCAUGUGGAGCCUCCUGCUCGGUAAGCGACACCCGUCCAACUGAGCCGCACCACGUCGGCCUGUCUGCUUAAAUUCAGCCCGGAGUCCUGCUAGGGCUUAUCAGCCGGUGAUCGGGGGCUUCCAGCGGCGGGAAACAUGCGCUCCGUGGCCGGACUGGCUGCCAUCGUGGCGGCGGCGAGCGUCUACCUCUACCUGCUGUCGACGCACCUUCCCCCGGGACCCAAGCAGCCGCAGGCGGCCUCGGAGGGCCAGGACGAGGAGCUCCAGGAGUACAGACUGAAGUUCCCAUCGGAUCUGGAUGAGCUGCGAGAACUCGCUGAGAUGCUUAAGUUUUAUAAAAGAGAACAUCAUGGCUACGUUCUGCUGCUGUUCUGUAGCGCCUACCUAUAUAAACAGUCUUUCGCCAUACCUGGUUCCUCUUUUCUGAACUUGUUGGCCGGUGCGAUAUUUGGACCCUGGGAGGGUCUGUUGUUGGCUUGUCUACUCACCACUUCAGGCUCCACGUUCUGCUUCUUGUUGUCUAAAGCGUUUGGAAAGCAGCAUGUGGUUCAGAUGUUCCCUGACAAGGUGGCUCUGCUGCAGAGGAAGGUGGAGGAGAAUCGCAGCAGUUUGUUCUUUUUCCUCCUUUUCCUUCGUUUCUUUCCUAUGACACCUAACUGGUUCCUUAACAUCACCUGUCCUGUCCUCAACAUCCCCAUGCCCAUCUUCUUCUCCUCUGUCUUCAUAGGUUUGAUUCCCUACAACUUCAUCUGUGUCCGGACGGGCUCCAUCCUCUCGGAGAUCUCCUCCAUGGACGACAUGUUCUCCUGGGGGACGCUGGCUCAGCUCCUGGCCAUCGCCAUCGCCGCUCUGGUGCCCGGAGCUCUGAUCAAACGCUACAGCAAAACUCAUCUGAAGGUGGACGGACUGGAGAGCAACGGGACGAGUCCAGCUGAAGUCAACCAGGACCGGAAGAGGCGAUGAUUGUGGGGUGAAGAAAGACUCGGUGUCAGAAGAACUGAGGUGGUGAACGACGACACUGGGAGGAAUGUGACCUUUAAUCCACCCCAGGCCUGUGAUUUCUGUAAGGUCACACCGGAGGCUCUUCAUACUCGGUACGAUCCGUCUUCAGAUCCUGUUACACCGGUUUUUAUACCACAGCUUUCCCAAGAUCUCCCACUACUGAUACACAGCUACAGCUUCAGGGCAGUUUUCUAAGAAGAGCUCUAAAAUUUCUUAAAUUCCUUAAAGUCAUUGAUGUUUUUCUUGAAAGACUUUCACAUCCUGAGGAAAUAUUGUAUUUUUGCUACAGCAUUAAUAGUAAUCAAAUUACCUUAAUAUAUAUUAGAUCAUUAUUUUUAAAAAUGUGCUUUUAAUGUACACUGUCAAAACAAACCUGUAAUUUUUUUGAACAAUUUACUUUUAUUUUACAGAUAUUGUAUGUUUUGUGAAAUUACAGGUAAUAACUAGUAAGAUGACAGGAUAAAAGUAUUAAUUUAUAUGUUAUUAGUUAAAAAAACAGGCCAAAACUGUAAAUAAUGUUGAUAUCAAGAAUAUAUAUUUUUAUAGACGGUAAUUCCUUCUUUUAGAACGUUUGGCAGCAGAAGUUUUACUGUAUUUAAAACAGCCGAAAAUAUUGCUAUUUUAGAGAUAUUUGUCAUUAUUAUUGGAAUGGUAAAUAAGUUUUAUUAGUAAGUGUUAUUUCACAGAUUUUCUGUAUUUUGUGAAAUUAUACGUACUUGGUAAAAUCAUAUAAAAAAAAAUUACAUGUUAACUAUGCAGAAAAAACACACCAAAUCUAUACAGUGGUGGAAAAAAGUUUUUGGAUACGCCAUACAUUUGUGAAAUACUGAAUUAAGAAUCACUCGUAGGUCUUCAAGUGCAAUUUCUUUUAGUACAAUCACAGCCAUAAUACUAAACAAAUCCUAAAAAAGCCAUUAAAAACUUAAAAUUUAUUGGUUCAAUAAAAAUGACAAAUUUUGAGUUUUUUGCUAGUUUUUCUUGUAAACAAACAAAAAAAAUCAUUCAUAUUUGUUUGUGUCUAAUGAAGCCACACCUUUUGAAAUACAAACAUGAUUUUUUUCACAAAUAUUUCAUGAUAUUUGAGGUUGUGUAAAAUUUUAAGGGUGUCCAAAACUUUUUCCCACCACUGUAGAUAAUGUCCACAUCAAAAAUCCCCCCCCCUUUUUUUUACAAAUACAGUAAGUCAUUCUUUUACAUGUGACUAUACAAUUGCAGUUUUACUGUACCUAAAUCCACGAAAGUAGAUAAUUUUACAUCUGUUAUUUUACAGUUUUUGAACAAUAUAGUGUGUCACCUUUUUCCUUUACAGUGUACAUUAAGGCAGAAACUAAUGAUUAUAUUCAUCACCAGUUAAUCUGAGGAUCCAUUUUUUCAUUAAUUGAUUCAUUGUUUUGUCUAUAAAUGCCAACUUUUUUCCAAUAUUCAACACAAAGAAUGAGAGGAAAUAUAAUUUCCAGAGUCUCAGAUUCUCAAAGAUACGAUGAUUAUGAUGCGAGUGAAACAAUCAUAAUAUCAGUUUACAUUUCAGGAACAAUCAAAUGUUAUUUAUUAUGCAACAAAAAAACAGCUUAGCGAUCUGUUGAAUUUAGUUAAAUUGGAUGCAGUGCCUUAAAGGUCUUUGUGUUUUCAUUGUUAAAUACUUUUCAUUUUUAUCCCCAUUGUUGUUGUUUUUUGGGUUUGUUUCUUGAAUUCUGACUUUGGCUCCACAGUGCGACUGUUGUGACAAGAACAUGAAGCUUUAAAAGUACUUUGUGUGUAGCAAACAGUAGUUUAGAUACACAGCACAGAGUCGUGGAGAAAUCAGAUUUAUGACUGUAUGUUCCUCGUUUUACUCUACACUCCGGUGUGCAUGUAGACCAGUGUUGUUAUUUUCUUCUUCUUUGAUAUGUUUACUCAGAAACUUGGUCUACAGAUUCACAAUCUUAAUUAAUGGAGGAAAUGUUUUUUUAGCUCCUUUUUCUGUUUUUUCCUGAAACAUUUAAACGUGUCUUAAUGAAGCUGCAGCUGGAUCUUAAACCAUCAAAUCAUCAGGGAGCUUCUGUUCGAUCAUCUCUGAUCUGCCUCAAACUUUAUUAUCAUAAAUUGUGGACAUUUAAAAUGGCAUCAUAUGAAUGACAUUCAUACACUAUAUUACCAAAAGUAUUCGCUCACCUGCCUUGACUCACAUAUGAACAUAAGUGACAUCCCAUUCCUAAUCCAUAGGGUUCAAUAUGACGUGGGUCCACCCUUUGCAGCUAGAACAGCUUCAACUCUUCUGGGAAGGCUGUCCACAAGGUUUAGGAGUGUGUUUAUGGGAAUUUUUGACCAUUCUUCCAGAAGUGCAUUUGUGAGGUCACACACUGAUGUUGGACCAGAAGGCCUGGCUCUCAGUCUCCACUCUAAUUCAUCCCAAAGGUGUUCUAUCGGGUUGAGGUCAGGACUCUGUGCAGGCCAGUCAAGUUCAUCCACACCAGACUCUGUCAUCCAUGUCUUUAUGGACCUUGCUUUGUGCACUGGUGCACAGUCAUGUUGGAAGAGGAAGGACCAGCUCCAAACUGUUCCCACAAAGUUGGGAUCAUGGAAUUGUCCAAAAUGUCUUGGUAUGCUGAAGCAUUCAGAGUUCCUUUCAGUGGAACUAAGGGGCCAAGCCCAGCUCCUGAAAAACAACCCCACACCAUAAUCCCCCCUCCACCAGACUUUACACUUGGCAUGGCUUGGAUGCAGCUGCUUGGCCAUGGAAACCCAUUCCAUGAAGCUCUCUGCUGAAGCACUGUUCUUGAGCUAAUCUGAAGGCCACAUGAAGUUUGACGGUCUGUAGCGAUUGAUUCUGCAGAAAGUUGGUGACCUCUUGGCACUAUGCACCUCAGCAUCCACUGACCCAACUCUGUCAGUUUACAUGACCUACCACUUGGUGGCUGAGUUGCUGUCAUUCCCACACACUUCCACUUUCUUAUAACACAGCUGACAGUUGACUGUGGAAUAUUUAGGAGCCAGGAAAUGUCACGACUGGAUUUGUUGCACAGGUGGCAUCCUAUCACAGUUCCACGCUGGAAUUCACUGAGCUCCUGAGAGCGAGCCAUUCUUUCACAAAUGUUUGUAAAAGCAGUCUGCAUGCCUAGGUGCUUGAUUUUAUACAGCUGUGGCCAUGGAAGUGAUAGGAACACCUGAUUCUGAUUAUUUGGAUGGGUGAGCGAAUACUUUUGGCAAUAUAGUGUAUGAAAACAGAUUUUUGUUGAACUUUCAUAACUGACUGAGCAUGUAUAAAUAGCAUGAUUAAUUAAUUUCUGACAGCAUUUCAUGUGUCAAGCUUACAUUUUCACAAAUAUCUUUAUAAAUAGCCACAUUUUAUGCUUUAAUUAUUAAAACUCAGGCAAAACAGAGAUGGUCGGGCAGAAAAUGUUCUAAAGAUCUGAUAUGAAAUGACCCAGCUGUAUUCACAACUGAAUGAAUGAAGGGUGUGAUCUUUUCAUGGUGGUUUCAACAAAGAAAAAAAAUGCAAAAUCACAUGUUGUAUUUUUAAAAAUUGACAAAAACUUAAUAAUUUGCUCUAUCCGGUUUCUGUAAAAAUGAUAGAGAGUACCCUGAAAACCCCUAUGGGACUUGUUCACUAUCAAACUUCUUAAGUGAAAUCAAACAGUUCAGGGUAAACACAGCUUUCCACCCUGUUAAGUUACUUUUUAAUAGCAUUUGAAAGGUAAACAGUCCUGAGAAGAUCACAUCUUGUGUUGUGGUUAUUAUGGGAAGUGUGUUGUUCUUUGUCUGUUUGAGUUUGACUGAUAUUUGCUUUAUAAGUCAGUAUUUGGUAGAACAGCAUCUAGAGAAUAGUCUUACAUUGUGGCUUUUUUUUUUGAAAAAAACAUAAGUUUGCGCUGAAUUUAGGUGAGACUGUAGCACAGAGAAGAACUUCUUAAGAGGUACUUCAAACCUAAUUUCAGGAUAAUCUUUUGUAUAUGUAAAUGUGUUUUUGAUAUCAAAUUAUAUGCUUUAAAACAGAUUUUAAAAAUUACCUUAUUUGAUAAAUGAGCUGCUCAUGACACAAACGGUGAAAAUGUCGGUGGUUCCACUAUUUUGUAAAGAUGAAAAAGACAUAAAAGUGCUAAAAUUCUGUUUACCUGCUGUUGGCUAAAUCAAGUAAAAUAAAGUAAUUUUUUUAAAAUUAGUGCAGUGGUAGUCUUACAAAUACAGCACCAAGCAAGAAAAGCAAACAUUUUUUGUUGUUAUGUUGCUUUUAUUUUUGAAAGGGCUUUGUGCGGGUGGAGGAGGAUGUGAUUUUUUGUUCCAAAUAAAGAUUGCUUUACCAAAAAAAUAAAUAAAUUUUUAAAAACUCCAUCUUUUUGAAAAAGACAUAGUUGUGUAAAAUUGUAAUAAAAUCUGUUUUGUGUCAGUUUAA